AUGGAACUAGUUUCCCCAGCUGUGAUUAUAUUAUUGGGCUGCAUUGCGCUUUUAUUACUCCUUCAAUGGAAGAACUUGCGUGGACCACCAUGCAUUGGUGGUUGGAUUCCUUGGAUUGGAGCUGGAUUUGAGUUUGGAAAAGCCCCUCUAGAAUUUAUAGAGAAAGCGAGAAUUAAGUAUGGACCAAUAUUUACAAUUUUUGCUGUUGGAAACCGGAUGACUUUUGUUACUGAAGAAGAGGGAAUUGAAGUGUUUCUAAAAUCCAAAAAAGUAAAUUUUGAACUAGCAGUGCAAAAUCCCAUUUAUCGUACUGUAUCAAUUCCAAAGGAUACAUAUUUGUCACUGCAUGACAAACUCUAUUUUACGAUGAAAGGAAAAAUGGGGACCUUGAACUUAUUUCACCUCAAGGAGCAACUGAUUGAAGAAUUACAUAGACAAAUGGAGAAUUUAAGUCCUCAUGGGACAAUGGAUCUGGACAAUUUAGUAAGAGGGGAGUACUGGAAUUACAUAAAGCUACAUAAUGGCUCACAAAAGAAGCAAAGAGACUACAUGUACACAAGAUUAAGUGCUAUAUUCGAGGUUGCCUUUUGGACCCUUGCCUUUGUCCUUUCUCAUCCUAACAUCCACAAGACUAUUAUGGAAGACAUUUCUUCUGUGGUGGGCACAGCAGGAAAAGAUAAGAUUAAAGUGUCUGAAGAUGACCUGAAGAAACUCCUACUGAUUAAAUGGUGUAUUUUGGAAGCCAUUCGUCUAAGAGCACCUGGUGUCAUUGCUAGAAAGGUGGUGGAACCAGUCAAAAUUUUGAAUUACACUGUUCCUGCUGGUGACUUGUUGCUGCUGUCCCCAUUUUGGCUACAUAGGAAUCCAAAGUAUUUUCCUGAACCUGAAUCUUUCAAACCUUUAAGACUCUGCAGUCACUGCCUGCAGAUCAAACUUAUCGUCCUCCUAGCCCAGUUGUACCUUCCUAAACAUCUGGAAGUAAGCUCCUCCUUGUGGCUGGCUCUACUUGAGAUUCAAGUUUUUAUUAUUUUAAUACUUUAUAAAUAUGACUGUAGUCUUCUGGAUCCAUUGCCUAAACAGAGUUGUCUCCACUUGGUGGGUGUCCAACAACCCGAAGGACAGUGCCGAAUUGAAUAUAAACAAAGAAAAUGA
Chrysochloris asiatica (Cape golden mole) is the source of this 1152-nucleotide messenger RNA. Its product is annotated as 24-hydroxycholesterol 7-alpha-hydroxylase-like. The transcript is spliced from 11 exons. The record is from RefSeq and is a predicted model, not a curated record. Gene Ontology annotation, biological process: bile acid biosynthetic process; cholesterol homeostasis. The coding region runs from base 1 to 1152 and encodes 383 amino acids. Gene Ontology annotation, molecular function: oxidoreductase activity, acting on paired donors, with incorporation or reduction of molecular oxygen; heme binding; steroid hydroxylase activity. Lineage: Eukaryota; Metazoa; Chordata; Mammalia; Afrosoricida; Chrysochloridae.